ACUAUACAAAAGUAUAUGAUAAUUUUAUCGAAUGUCUUAAUGUUUUUCCUGAAAAACCAUUCGAUAAAAUUAGUUGUAAAUGUUUUGUUUGUAUUUGGAAAGAGUUAUUACUGUAUAUUAAAUUUAUGACGCCUGGUACAGAUUUAUGUAAAACAUGUGAAAUGUUAAAGGCUGAAAUUCGAUGUGCAAAUUAUAGUGAAGAAAGAGAAUUAAUUCAAAAAAGAUUAGACGAUCAUAAACAAAAAACAGAAAUAGAAUAA
Molecule: messenger RNA, 260 nt
Organism: Racocetra persica
Lineage: Eukaryota; Fungi; Glomeromycota; Glomeromycetes; Diversisporales; Gigasporaceae
Source: the annotation of a GenBank genome assembly